UUAAACAGGUUUUGCAUAACUUCUGGCCAGCUUCAUGCGCCAGUUGAUAUGCAGCGCGUUAACGUACAGUUUCAUGUUAGAACUGGUUCCCCCGCCCUUGUGUUCCAGAGCCGUGCCCCAAUCGACAAAUUAACCUAAUCUUUCACUUUGUUAACCUGUCGCGGAGAAUGUUGCUGCAGAGCGAGGUCGAUUGAGGAAGGAGAACAGGGGAAAGGGUCGUCAAACUCUCUCGAAAGUCCGCAUUCUCCAAACUUCACAAAGCAACCCUGGAUAUUCUAUGUUAACAUCCAUCAACAUGAAUUUAUCUUCCCACAUCUCUUCCCUGGGUGAUCAGUUCAAAUCCACGGAGUAUAUUGAACCCCAUUAUAAGGAAUGGUAUCGGUUGGCUAUUGAUAAGUUAGUGGACGAAGGUAUCCCUGGCUAUGACGAAUUUCUCACCAAGGAAGGGCAAGGCCGGUUCCUGGCGGAGGAGGAACUUUAUUUUAUCAAGGAAAAUGUCAGAAAACCACCUCCGAUAAGUAUCAAUACUUUUGAAGACACCACAGAUGGCUCUUCCUCUGGCACCUACUGGCCGGUCCAGUCUGAUACAGAAGCUCCAGACUUAGACCUGGGGUGGCCUUACGUUAUAAAGGGAUUGGAGACCAAAACCAAAAUUGAUUUGUAUUUUCAUCCGCCAAGAGAGGACUCUCCAACAAUAAAGGAGAUAGUGAGGAAACUCAUCAGGAGUGCACACCAGGUCAUUGCUAUUGUUAUGGAUGUGUUCACUGACGUAGACAUCUUCAGGGAAGUUCUGGAUGCUGCCGCCAGGGACGUUCCCAUCUACAUUGUUCUCGAUGACUCCAACUUCAAACACUUUAUCACCAUGUGUGAGAACCAGGGUGUUCACCUCCAGAGGUUCAUGAAAAUCAGGAUUCGAACAGUCAAGGGCUUAGAUUAUCUUUGCAGGUCAGGAUGUAAGUUCCAUGGAAAGAUGAUGGAAAAAUUCCUUCUGGUGGAUUGUAAAACAGUGGUAUAUGGAACAUACAGUUUCAUGUGGUCCUAUGAAAAGAUAAAUCUCAGUAUGGUGCAAGUGAUCUCUGGGCAACUCGUGGAAUCAUACGAUGAGGAGUUUCGGACAAUCUAUGCCCGUUCAGACAUCCCCGACGUGUUUUCAGUAGAAAGUUCAAGACUACUGCCAGACGGAAGGAAGCCAUUAAUCUUGCAGAAUGGUAUUAACCGUGACUCUUAUCACCAUUCAGUGACGUCGGUUGCUUCAUCUACCAGCUGGCAGCAGACUUUCGAUAGAAUGAACCCCACGAGGCACACCCUUGACACCUUGUACAAAAAAUAUUACGGUGGGCGCAACGUACAACAGAACGACUGGGAUAAUAUGAGCAACAAAUCAAACACUCGGACAUUGUAUGGCAAGCCUCUCAUUACAAACAAUAUGGACACAACAAGUAGAGUUAGUCGUUUCCAGGCCUGUGAGAAAGAUUACUGGAAGAGGCAUAGCUAUGCUGGCGAGCAGCAAGAAACAUCACCAUAUCUUUUGCUGAAUCGAUCAAAAAACACCAGACCCUUAUUUCAACGAAGCAGUCAUAAUUUACUGGAGGAAAGUGAGAGUGUUACCUCUUCGAUCCGAGGUGAUGCUAAGCCCUAUUCCCAUGAGAAGACGGUUGACCAGUGGAAUCUAGGCAGAAUGAUGCCAAAAUUUGAAAGAAGCAUAAUCACGCGGAACACUUACCACGGCCCUAAGACGCUGAACUUACCCACUAACCACAAGCUGCCCACUCUGGAGAGUAUGAAGAAGGCGGGGCUGCGGAACUGGAGGAUUGAAAGUUACCUGAGGGAUCCCACAGCAUCUCAAACAAGCUCGAUCGUUGAUCCAUAUGAACCCAUUACACCCAGCACUAUCGACAGGGGGGAGAACUCCAUUGGUCACACAGUGCAAGGAAAUCCAAACCUGUUACAUUCCAGGCUGCGUUCUUCACUAGUCUACAAAACUCCUUUAGUGGGAGAGGAGGAAACAGGCAGCCAUAACUCAGGAUCAACAAGUUCAACCAUCGGUCCAGAUUCAGGGUCAACAACUCCUCGAAGGCUUUCAACAAACAGAAGUGUACAUUCUUUGAUUUACGCAGAGGAGAAGAGCUCAUCGUUGAACGUUCCAUCUGAGGUAGGAUCGGAACAGCGACCUAUGGCUCAAAGGUCUUUCAAAAGGGACACUGAAUUGAGUCAGAUUUCUAACCUCCACCGUCAACAUAGUUUCAGAGAGAGAUUCCGAACACAAUUGAAUGAACAAAGUUCAAUGCCCAAGCUGAGCAUUAAUUCCUCUGUUAGCCGGACACUAUCAAUCCCAGCUCUAAGUCACAUGCAAGGGAAUGAAACUCUAGGCAACCAAACCCUCGAUCAACAAUCAACGUUUAUCCGGAAAAGCUCAGAGAAAAUCAAAUCUCUCCUCAACAUCACCUCUGAGAGAAAAGAUAGCGGGCUGAGAAGCAGAGGAUCUGAUGCAUCUUACCAAAUGAGUGGCCGUGGUGAUAGAUUGAUCUCAGAAGAUGCUCAUCAGAAGCAUACAGAAUUUUCCUGGAAGGAACGAAGGGUUCAGAUGACAGGUGUAACUUCAAAUUCCACAAACAGUCCACAAGUUUCCCGAUCCAACAGGAAUGUGCAGCCAAAUUCAGAGGUCCACUUGCCUAGGAAAGAUUCGAAGCAUUUAGGAGAUGCAUCUGCUCCACGAUUUUCCACAGAAGAGUUGCACAUAAGUGAAAAUUUGGGUCCCUCUGUGUACUAUUCUUCUCACAGGAAGGACACCAGACCUGAGGAGUCCCAAGCCAAGGUCACUACAAAAGCACAGGGCAAUCCCAAUGAGCGGAAAGUGUACAGUCGAUUUGAAAAGCUGUACACAACACAAAAUAACAAUUUGACGCGGGAAGAAACAGUUUUGAAUCCAGUGCUAAAACAUCCUCCAAGUGGCAACCAAAAUACCUCAGUUGGUAACAGCUUUCGGCAUAGUUCUAGACCAUUCGUGGUUCACGGAAACCGCAUGCCCCAAAGAGCUCCCCAUAAUGAGAACAAGUUUGAGAAGCUCAUGCAGAGGUUUGUGGGGUCAUUCCGGCAUAAGAAAUAAGGAAAUUAAACUUUUGUUAUGAAAUUACUCAUGCCACAGUCACGUCAGGCUGAUGUUAACAAAUUGGAUAAGCAUAACAAUCCCAGAACAGUGCUAAGGCUGCACCAGUUAUUGUUGUUCACAUGCAUUAACAAUGCAGUAAGACAUAGUGCAAACCCAAAACCUUUUGCUUGACUGGCUCCAUAUUUUUUAAUUUGUAAAAUAAUUCCUUUGAGAAAGUUUAAUUUUGUCCUAUUGAUUUGGGACUUACCAUUUACUGCAUUAGAUGAGUGACCCUCCAUUUAGCAGAUUCAGAUUCAUGUCUGCAUAGCAGCUGGAGCAAUGCUAUCAUAGUACUGGGUUCUGCGGAGUUCAGAGUUCAAUUCUGGUGCUUUGUAUGUUCUCCUCAUGAAGUGCUUGGGUUUCCUUUGGGUCCUCCAGUUUCCUUCCACACUCCAAAGGCGCUUCAGCUAGUAGGUUAAUUGGUGAUGUAAACUGUCCUGUGAUUAAGCUGGUGUUAAAUAGGUGGGUUGCUGGGCAAUGUGGCUUGUUGGGCUGGAAGGGCCUGUUCAGCGCUGUUUCUUUAAAUAAAUGCAGGAUUUAUACAUGUGAUAAAUAACACAGAUGUGUUCUAUAAACGUAUAGCGAAAAGUGUCACUUGUGUUGACAACCAGCACAGCCUCAGGAUGUGCUGGGAGGCGGCUUAAGUGUCACUUCACAUUCUGGUGGCAGGAAUCUACCAAUGCAGGAAUGCUCCUCCUUCUGAAUCCCCUAUGUUACGCCAAACACCAGGUUAACUGGCAUUUAGGUCAAAACAUUAUUGCAGUGAUAACUGUAGGUUAGGGGUUCAUCCCCACCACUGGAUGUUUUGCCCGUGGCAGCUUGGCUUUCCUCCGGGUGCUCUGGUUUCCUCCCAUAUUCCAAAGCUGUAUGAUUAGGGUUAGUGAGCUUUGGGUAUGCUAUGUUGGUGCCGGUCGCGUGGUGACACUUGUGGGCAAUCCUUGUUGAUUUGAGGCAAUACGAUGCAUUUCACUAUAUGUUUCGAUGUACAUAUGACAAAUAAAACUAAUGUUUAAUGCUUAAAUCAUCACCUUCUGUAAAGGAGCAUUUAUACAGUGCUGGGAGUAAACGCCAAAGGAUAGUUGAACAAUUGAUUCAGGCAGCAGUCACCUGUUUGCACUCAUUGAAGAAGUUGGGCAGUAUUUGUAGCUUGUGUUUCAGUUUAUGAUCCUAUCUGAUGGGAAUAUCCCCAGGCAGUGUGGAUCAGAAUCACAAUCAGGUUGAUUCACAUAGAACAUAGAACACUACAGCACAACAUUAUGAUGAACUUUUAACCUACUCUGAGAUCAGUCUAACCCUUUCCUCCCACAUAGCCCUCCAAUUUACUAUCAUCCAUAAGAGCAUAAAACCAUAAGAUAUGGGAGCAGAAUUAGAUCUCUCGGCAUUUCGAGUCAGCUCUGCCAUUUCAUUGUGGCCGAUCCAAUUGUCCUCUCAGCCCCAGAGUUCUGCCUUCUCCCUGUAUCCCUUCAUGCCCUGGCCAUUCAAGAAUCUAUCAACUUCUGCCUUAAAUAUACAUAAAGUCUUGACCUCCACAGCAGCAUGUAACAAAGAAUUCCACCAUUCUCUGGCUAAAGAAAUUCCUCCUCAUCGCUCUAAAAGGAUACCCCUCUAUAGGUCUUUGACUAUUUUCCUAAUCUGCCUGUCUUUCUGAGGCCUCUCUACUUCCUCAAAAUUACUUGUCCUUACACCUAUCUUCAUUUUGUUUGUAAACUUUCCAACAAAGCCAUCAAUUCCAUCAUCCAAAUCAUUGACAUAUAUUGUAAAAAGAAUCAGUCCAAGCACAGACCCCUGUGGAACACCAAUAAUCACUGCCAGCCAGCCAGAAAAGGCUACCUUUCUUCCCACUCUUUGCCUCCUGCUAGUCAGCCGCUGUUUUAUCCAUGCUAGAAUCUCCCCUGUAAUACCAUGGGCUCAUAGCUUGUUAAGCAGCCUCAUGUGGCACCCUGUCAAAGGCCUUCUGAGAAUCUAAGUACACAACAUCAACCGAUUCUCCUAUCUAACAGUUUCUUAAAUGUCCUUUAUGUAUCUGCCUUUGUCAACAUCUGUGCCAGGGCAUUCCACACACCCAUGAUUCUUUGAGUAAAUUAAAGCUUAUCUCUGAUAUCCCCUACUAUGCUUUUUUCCAAUUCACCUUAAAGUUAUGCCCCCUUGUAUUAGCCAUUUCUGCCCUGGAAAAGGUCUCUGCCCAUGCAUUUGAUCUAUGUCUCAUCAUCAUGUACACCUCUAUCAAGUCAUGAAAUUUGUUGUUUUGGUCAGCACUACAGUGCAAGAUAUAAAACUAAUUGUUAUUAGUUACAAUAGAAAAUAAUUAAAUGGAUAAUGCAAAAGAGAAAUAAUGAGGUAGUGUACAUGGUUCAUGGACUAAUUCAAAAGCUGAUGGUGGAUUGAAAGAAGCUGUUCCUAAAACAUUGAGUGUGGGUCUACAGGCUCUUGUAGCUCCUCCCUGAGAAGAAGGCAUAUCUCAGACAGUGAGGGUUCUAGAGUUGAAUGUCUUAAAGCACCACCUAUUGAAGUUAUUCUUGAUGGUGGGGAGCAUUGUCCAUGUGAUUGAGCUGGCUGAGUCUGCAACCCUCUGCAGCUCUUGAUUGGUGCAUUGGAGCCUUCUUAUCAGGCCAUUGAUGUUGAUUUCAGGCAGGGACAGUAUGGAGCAUGGGGAGGAGGGUUGGGUAGCAUGGUAACAGUUAUCAUAACACAAUUAGAACAUCAACGAUCCACCAUUCGGGGUUCAAUUUCCACCAUUGCCUCUGAGGAGUCUGUAUGUUCUCCCUGUGAUUGUAUAGAUUUCCUCCAGGUGCUCUGGUUUCCUCCCACAUUCCAGAGAUGUACACAUAGGGUUAGUGAGUUGUGGACAUGUUAUGCUGGUGCCUGAAGCAUAGCAACACUUGUGGGCUGCCAGUGCAAUCCUUGCUGAUUUGAUUUGACACAAAUGACACAUUUGACAGUAUGUUUCAAUGUAAAUCUGACAAGCAAAGUUAAUUUUUAAUAUUUGGGCAUUCACUGUCUCACAUUCAUUGUAAUUGGAAGCAGAACCUGGGUCUAAACAGGCUGCAGAAGGUUUAAGGUCACCAGAUCACUUCUGUCAAGGUCUCAACAACCAUUAGAACAGCAUUCAUUGGAGAAAAUACCACCUAAGGACCAGCUAAGGAAUACAAGUGUGGAUCCUCUCCAGGCUGAUUUAUUGUGAGAGCUGGCAUCUUCUGGGGAUGAUAUUUAGUGUGGUGAGGAAUGGUAGGAAUGCACUGAGGAACUAGGAGUGUGGGGGUUGGGGGUAAGAGGAGGUGAGGCUGACUCCUGCAUACACAGACCCUCCUUUCUCCUCGCCCAUCGCCAAAAUUGCCAUCUGCAUCUGCUACCUCUGACAGACACUGAGAACAGUUCCAACUUGUGCUGCCAGUGUACCUGUUCUACACCCAGAAUGCAAGCUAAUUUGAACUUAGAAAAAGUAUUUAACCACUCUUUGUAACACUAACUUUGUUAGAAAUUCUGCUGUGGUCAAUAGUUCUCAGUAUUCAGUAAGAUUAUAUUUGCUUUCCUUCCAAAAUGUGCCUCUCAUGUGGAUGAGCCAACAUUUGAAAGUAGAGUAUUGGUUACACUGCUUUAUUACACGUUGUACAUGCAGCUAAGGGUAUCAUUCUACACAGAAGGUUUGAGAGCCUAUUUAAUGCAUGUUAACAAGUUACAAUCAGCAAUUACCAGAGAAACUGGACAGCCCUUUAAAUAUACCCAAUGACUUGUCCAGAGCUACCUGUGGCAAUGACUUCCACAGAUUCACCACCCUCUGGCUAAAGAAAUUCCUCCGCAUUUCUGUUUUAAAGGGAUGCCUUUCUAUUCUGAGGCUAUACCCUCCAGUCCUAGACUCCCCCACCAUAGGAAACAUACUCUCCACGGCUACUCUAUCUCAGCCUUUAAGAUAUUCAGUAGGUUUCAAUGAGAUCACCCCAUCAUUUUUUUUAAACUCUAGUGAGUACAAGUCAAGAAUCAUCAAACGCUCCUCAGACAUUAACUAUUUCAUUUCCAGGAUUAUUCUAGUGAGCCUUGUCAGGACUCUGACCAAUGUCAGCAUGUCACUUCUUAGAUAAGGGGCCUAAAACUGCUCACAAUACUCCAAGUCUGAUCUGACCAAUGCCUUAUAAAGCUUAGAGUUAUAUUCUUUUAUAUUUAACACUCUAGUCCUCUUGAAAUAAUGCUAACAUUGCAUUUGCCUCCCUUACCAUCAACUCAACCCUCAAGUUAACUUUAAGGUAUUCUUUGGAAAUGAGCAUCAUCAUUCCUGGGAAAUGAUUAACCUGGAAUUUUCACAGGGAACAACCAAGCUUUGGAUAGCUUUGGAACCUCAAAGUAGUAUAUGGUGACAUAUAUGUACUUUGAUAAUUAACUUACUUUGAACUUUGAUGUCAUUGUAAAAGUGCUUCUGCCUUGUUUCCUGUAGUAUAUACAAUGUAUAGAUGUAGAUUUUUUUUAAAUUACAGCUACUGUCUGUUGCAAAUUUUGUACAGUGGGGUUUGUAAAAACAAGUUGAUUUAUUAAACUUUUAAGAUUUUUAUUGAAACCUGCA
Molecule: messenger RNA, 7700 nt
Organism: Hypanus sabinus (Atlantic stingray)
Lineage: Eukaryota; Metazoa; Chordata; Chondrichthyes; Myliobatiformes; Dasyatidae
Gene: sack1b
Product: family with sequence similarity 83 member B
Exons: 5
Coding region: 278-3106 (942 amino acids)
Biological process (GO): epidermal growth factor receptor signaling pathway
Cellular component (GO): membrane; cytoplasm
Source: RefSeq, a predicted model, not a curated record